AAGAUUCUUUUUAACGUGAUUACUUACAAGUAAUAGUUCCUCAUCAUGGCUGAACUAUCACCUGAAGAAAUUCAGCUGAGAGCCAACCAGGUCACUGAUGAGUCUUUGGAAAGCACAAGGAGGAUUCUUGGCUUGGCCAUUGAGUCCCAGGAUGUUGGUAUCAAAACUAUCACCAUGCUCGAUGAACAAGGAGAACAACUAAAUCGCAUAGAAGAAGGCAUGGACCAGAUAAAUAAGGAUAUGAGAGAAGCUGAGAAGACACUGACAGAGCUCAACAAAUGUUGUGGGCUCUGUGUCUGUCCUUGUAACAGGACGAAGAACUUUGAGGCUAGCAAGGCAUACAGAGCAACCUGGGGAGAUGGAAUAGAGAACUCGGCAGAUCAUGUGAUAUCCAUGCAACCAAGAAGUAUAAAUCAGCAGCAGCCUCAGACUUCUGGAGGACCAAGUGGUGGAUAUAUUACAAGGAUAACAAAUGAUGCCAGAGAAGAUGAAAUGGAUGAAAAUCUUGCUCAAGUGGGAAACAUUCUUGGGAAUUUGAAAAACAUGGCUUUAGAUAUGGGAAAUGAGAUUGAUGCCCAGAAUAAACAAAUAGACCGGAUAAAUGUAAAGGCUGAUACAAACAGGGAACGGAUUGAGCAAGCCAACAUCAGAGCCAAGAAACUAAUUGACAAUUAAAGUCUGCUGUCAUUGUUCAAUGACACUGUCUCUCCAGCUGCAAGCCACCAUAGUCACGGAUCUGUGAAACUUCUUCUAUUCUGAAAUAAGAGGGGCUGGGAAAAAUGAAGCAGUACCCUUUCUAUAGGGAUUAAUUUUCUUUCUUUUUUUAUUGCUUCAUCUAAACGUGGCCUUGACUCCAAGUAAGCAGCCAACAUAACGUCUUCCUACUCAUCUGCCCUCACUUUCUUUAAGCUGCUCAGGGCUAAAAGUGUUAUGGCUUUGAGAAUCUUCUUGCAUGUUUUAUUCCACCUCCCAGUCUUUUUCCUGCACCCAAAAUACAGUCCUUUAUCAAAGCUGAAUAAGCGGGGUAACCUGAAUUCACAGUUGCGGAAAGUUGGAGAGGGCACUUUGCACUGUUUGAAAUACCUCAUAAGUUGGGUGUCUUCACUAAAAUAGGGACUUGGUGAAUAUUGUCUGACUUUUAUCUCUAGCAGGCUAACCAUAGUUUUACAAUAUAAACCACAUGAUUGGUUUGGGGUUGAGUUUGUGGAUUACAGCAUUAGAGGCCCGCUACUUACUAUUUGUGGGUUGAGGGCUUUAAAACGCUUCUUAAACACACAAACUUUAAUGCAAAGAUAACUGGAGGGGUACACAGGUUUCCAUUUAUUUACUGUAAAUUGACAUUGUUUUG
Messenger RNA from Phaethon lepturus (White-tailed tropicbird), 1348 nucleotides. RefSeq names its product synaptosomal-associated protein, 23kDa (gene SNAP23). The record is from RefSeq and is a predicted model, not a curated record. Gene Ontology annotation, molecular function: SNAP receptor activity; syntaxin-1 binding. The coding region runs from base 46 to 675 and encodes 209 amino acids. Lineage: Eukaryota; Metazoa; Chordata; Aves; Phaethontiformes; Phaethontidae. Gene Ontology annotation, biological process: exocytosis; synaptic vesicle fusion to presynaptic active zone membrane; synaptic vesicle priming. Gene Ontology annotation, cellular component: plasma membrane; synaptobrevin 2-SNAP-25-syntaxin-1a-complexin I complex. The transcript is spliced from 7 exons.